Ilyonectria robusta is the source of this 1491-nucleotide messenger RNA. RefSeq names its product major facilitator superfamily transporter. Gene Ontology annotation, molecular function: transmembrane transporter activity. The record is from RefSeq and is a predicted model, not a curated record. The transcript is spliced from 4 exons. Gene Ontology annotation, cellular component: membrane. Bases 1 to 1491 code for a protein of 496 amino acids. Gene Ontology annotation, biological process: transmembrane transport. NCBI's taxonomy places the organism in Eukaryota, Fungi, Ascomycota, Sordariomycetes, Hypocreales, Nectriaceae.
AUGGACCCUCCUUCGAAGCCAGGCUCUCUCAAGGAUGGCGUUUUCAACGACAUUUCAACUUCCGAAGCCCUGAAUCUUUACCGCGUUGGUGAUGAUGAGGAGAUCAGUGAAGAGGAAGCCCGUGCCUUGAGAUGGAAACUCGACCUCCGACUGAUGCCGCUCCUUUGCCUGACAUACGCUUUGCAGUCGAUCGACAAGAACACUCUCAGCUACGCCGCCGUUUUUGGUCUCCGAGAAGACCUCGGCCUUAAAGGAACGGAGUACUCGUGGACUGGUGCUAUUUUCUAUCUAGGUUACAUGAUUUGGGAGUUCCCCACCAACCUCAUGUUGCAGCGGCUGCCGAUUAAUCGGUUCAUGUCCGGCACUGUUGUCCUCUGGGGCAUCGUUCUGAUAUGCCAUGGCGCCGUGGAAAAUUUCGCUAGCCUCGCUGCCGUUCGAACCCUGCUUGGUGUCUUCGAGGCCUCCAUCAACCCAGGAACCAUGCUCUUGUUCAGCAUGUACUAUACCCGCUCGGAGCAACCUUUGCGAAUGGGGAUCUGGAUUGGAUCCGCUGGGUUCGGCUACGUCAUUGCGGGCAUUGCUAGCUUUGGAAUUGGCCACAUCCAAUCUUCACUGGCUGCUUGGAGACUCAUGUUUAUCAUUUGGGGAUCGAUAACCGCCGCUUGGGGCCUUAUUCUGUGGCUUACCCUCCCUGAUGCUCCGACCCGCGCCAAGUUCCUAACAGAAAAGCAAAGGGCGCUUGUGGUGGGGCGCGUCAAAGAUAAUGGAACUGGUAUCGAGAACCGCAACUUCAAAAUGAAGCAGUUUAUGGAGGCAAUGCUAGAUCUCAAAACUUGGCUGCUGUUCCUAUUUGCAGUCACGAGCAACUCUCCGAAUGGAGGUCUGUCUGCUUUCCAAGGCCUUAUCAUCAAGGGUGCCGGCUUCAGUACCCUCCAAACCACUCUUCAUCAGAUGCCUUCUGGCGCAGUCCAACUUAUUGUCUGCCCUCUAGCUUGCUACUUUGCAACGCGGUUCUCCAACUGCCGUAUCCUCAUAAUGCUGCUUGCACUCAUCCCAUUCCUCGCGGGCAUUUUGGGCCUUCGACUUAUCCCAGAAGACGUACCCUACGGCCGCUUGGCAUGCCUGUGGAUCUCGUUUUCAUACACUGCAACCUGGACACUCAGCAUGUCGGUCGCCACCGCCAAUACAGCCGGCCAUACGAAGAAGAUUACCACAAACGCUAUGCUCCUGAUUGGGUAUUGCCUUGGCAACUUCGUUGGGCCGUUCUUCUUCAAGACUGAUCAAGCGCCCUUGUACCCGCUUGGCGUUGGAAUGAUGUUCUUCUGUGUUGCGGUUCAGAUAUUCUCCCUUGUGGCCAUCUGGGUGCUGCUCUGGUGCAGAAAUAAGUCCCGCCGGGACUUGCACGAGGCUUCAAACGAGAGGGAGGCUUGGGAAAGAGGAUUGUUGGACGAGACGGACCUAGAGAACAAGUACUUCAAGUACGUUUACUAG